ACACACACACGCCCAAACGAGCGUAUGAAACCGGUCUUGCGAACGCGCGUUGUUUACAAGUUUAUUUCGGUGGACGAUCCCGCUUGCACCGUCCUAUCGCACCGCUCUUCUUCCGUGGGGGGGGCUAUUUGAUGACAAGCAAUUUUCACCGCUUAAUACGCCGAGCCGUUUCGCCGACAGCUUCAUUCAAUCGUAAGUUACAGCCGGGGAGUGGCAAACAUCUCGACGCGUUCGUGCUCCAGAAAGACGGUUUUAUCACCGGCCGCUCCGGAAUCCGCUUAUCAGGUGCAUUCGCUUGGUAGGGACAGGGGGCGUAGGUUCGACCAAAAUGGGCGAUACAAAGUGCAAAUGUGGUCCGGGUUAUGCAACGCCGCUCGAUGCAGUUCGCAAUGGUCCGGUGGAGCAGUUGCUGUACGUCGUCUGUGUGCAACCAAAUCUGGACGAGGAACACGGAGACUAUCUUGCCACGGUGGACGUUGAUCCGGCUAGUGCAACAUUCUGUCAGGUCAUCCAUCGCACGUACACAAACAGCAAACGAAAUGAGCUGCACCACAGCGGAUGGAACACUUGCUCCAGCUGUCACUUUGUGCCGGGCGAUAAGCAGGUGCCGACGCGCGAUCGGCUCGUACUGCCGUGCCUGAACUCGGACCGCAUCUUCGUGGUCGACACCGGAACCGAUCCGCGAGCCCCCAGGCUGGCCAAGGUGAUCGAGGGUGAUGUGCUGAAAGGGGCCAACUGCACCGCACCGCACACCACCCACUGUCUCCCGAACGGGAACAUCAUGAUCUCGGUGAUGGGCGAUGCCGAGGGUAACGCGAAAGGCGAGUUUGUAGAGUUUGACCAGAACUUUGAGCUGGUCGGGACGUGGUCGCGGGGCGAUCGGAAAGCUCUCUGCGGCUACGAUUACUGGUACCAGCCCCACUUUAACGUGAUGGUCGCGUCGGAAUGGGGCGCACCGAAGCUGUUCCGCCGCGGCUACCAUCCGACCGACUGUGACGAUCGUACGCAGUACGGCUGUCGGUUAAACUUUUACCGCUGGCAGGAACGGGAACUGUUCCAAACGAUCGACCUCGGGAACGAUGGGCUAACGCCGCUCGAAAUUCGCUUCCUGCACAACCCGACCGAGAACCAGGGCUACGUCGGUUGUGCGUUCUACGCGAACGUGUACCGGUUCUAUCAGAAGCCCGGUGCGACCGAGUACACCGCCGAGAAGGUGAUCGAUGUGCCGGUGAAACAGGUCCAGGCCGAUAAUGGUGAGCUCGAAACGAUGGGCGGCAUGAUGACGGAUAUCCUGAUCUCGCUCGACGACCGCUACCUGUACUUUAGCAACUGGCGCCACGGAGAUGUCCGCCAGUACGAUAUCACCGAUCGGGCCCAUCCACGGCUUACCGGGCAAGUGUUUCUCGGUGGCGCCAUUCAAAGCGAUGCACCGAGGCGCGUACUGAACGAUCCGGAGCUGGCCGAACCACCGCGCCCGGUGUACGUGAAGAAUCGUCGCCUGCUCGGUGGACCACAAAUGUUGCAGCUGUCGCUCGAUGGCCGGCGGCUGUACGUGUCGUCCAGCUUGUUCUCACCGUGGGAUAAACAGUUCUAUCCGGAGAUGGUGGCGGCGGGUGGUACGAUCGUACAGCUCGACAUCGACGUGGAGAAUGGGGGCAUGAAGCUGAACGAGAACUUUCUGGUCGACUUUGGCAGUGAACCGUACGGGCCGGGAUUGCCGCAUGAGAUGCGCUACCCUGGAGGUGACUGUACCUCGGACAUCUGGCUGGUGAACGAGUAGGAGAGGAGGUCUUCUGCCUAUUUCUUCUGGAGAAUUUUUAAUUCGUCUUAAAGCAUUCCAAUGUUUGCAGAGGAAAUGCUCACAUGCAAUUUAAUAAAAAUCAUUUUACACAAUACUUA
This is a messenger RNA of Anopheles stephensi (Asian malaria mosquito), 1899 nucleotides long. RefSeq names its product methanethiol oxidase. The record is from RefSeq and is a predicted model, not a curated record. Gene Ontology annotation, molecular function: selenium binding. Lineage: Eukaryota; Metazoa; Arthropoda; Insecta; Diptera; Culicidae. The transcript is spliced from 4 exons. Bases 329 to 1780 code for a protein of 483 amino acids.